Annulohypoxylon truncatum is the source of this 1511-nucleotide messenger RNA. RefSeq lists its product as uncharacterized. The transcript has 3 exons. Lineage: Eukaryota; Fungi; Ascomycota; Sordariomycetes; Xylariales; Hypoxylaceae. The record is from RefSeq and is a predicted model, not a curated record. Bases 332 to 1393 code for a protein of 353 amino acids.
ACAUAAGCAACGGCACACCAUAAGUUUGGGAGCAUCUUAUUGCGCCGUUAACGUGCUGACACUCGCAAAAAAGAGCCUUGUCGGGGACAAGAUGUAACUGUUAAAUCUGCUGCCCAGUCUAGGAAAAGGAAGGCUGUCCUCUUUUACAACAUAUACCACAACAUGUCCCUAUGCUGUGUUCCUCGCUGUCGUGGCCAUGAGUUAAAUACCCGACUACCACCUCCCUUAUGGCUAAGAGUGUUACUCAAGAUCUAAGCGGGCGCCUCGCCGACGGCAAUAAAUUAAUUGAACGAAACUCGGCAUUUCUGCUUGUUGGUUCAUAAAUCACCCGAUGGCCGGUUUAUGGCAAGAAGAUGACUACGGCAUCAUCGCGAAAAAGGGCUGUUGGUCUAUGGUAUCCAUUCUGACAGUCGUCAUUGGAAUGCGAGUUUACUGUCGAUUAUCAUUUGGUCGAAACGCAAUAGGCGCUGAUGACUGGAUCGUUGUCCUGUGUCUUAUCGUCGCUUAUGUCGAUUGCAUAUUUACCACGAUCGGCAUUGGUUAUGGCCUCGGGAAGCAUUACAAGGUACUAGAUCCAGCCGACGCUGUCGAAGCUUUGAGAUGGUCAGUCAUCGCCUCGACCGUCAACGUCUGGGUGUUCUCACUACCGAAAUUUGCUAUCGUCGCAAUCCUCAAGCGUAUUCUGGACUUCAAAACCAAAACUGCAAUAUUGUUCUGGGGUCUAUGCCUCACCUCCCAAGCCUGCAUCUUUGCGACAUCCGUCUGGUGGGUCCAUCAGUGCUCUCCUGUUGAGUAUGGAUGGGACAAGUCUAUUCAAGGGAAAUGUGCGCCAGUCAGUGUAAUACAGAACCUCGGGUACGCCACAACAGCGUACUCGGCGUUCCUAGACAUGUUCUUCGCCCUCUAUCCGGUUCCGUUUAUCAUGAAGUUGAAUAUGCCUCUCAAGAGCCGCAUUGCUAUCUCGGCAGCCAUGAGCCUUAGCGUCACGGCUUCUGCGGUGUCAAUUUACAAGUUAGCGAUAUUCAAGCAGGUAUUCGAUGUGCUGGCGAAAGACCCUACAUAUCCCACCCCCUAUUUCUUCAUGUUGGGUUUUGCUGAGGGCUUCGUUCUCAUCCUCGGCUCCUCUUGCCCCACGCUGGGACCCCUUUUCCGAGCAGUCAAGCGAACCAUAUCCACGAGUUUAAGCAGCAAAGGCGACACGAGUAACUCGAACUUGGGCCAAAGCGGUCCCCAAUAUAGCGAUCCGGGAAGAAAGUGGAAGAAUCUAAGGGGACAUCGACUUACGGACCAUCAAGCAACGCUAGCUAGCAUCGACGCUAUUCCACUCUAUCCUACCACGACUGUAACUAAUAAGGAUGAUGACCAUAUUCCUGAUACCGUAGACACACAUUAGCAUAUAUUUUAGAGUAGGUCGACUUUAUAUUAUUUACAUCAAUUUUGUUUCUUGGCUGUUCAGGACGUGUACUGUGUAUGGAUGGGAGCUGACCAGACGGUAACAUAACGGUAACUCG